Molecule: messenger RNA, 1737 nt
Organism: Bursaphelenchus xylophilus (pine wood nematode)
Lineage: Eukaryota; Metazoa; Nematoda; Chromadorea; Rhabditida; Aphelenchoididae
Source: the annotation of a GenBank genome assembly
AUGCCCUGCUUUUGUGUUUCUCGAAGAAACAAAGACCGCACGGAGGAAGAGGAAUACAUAAAGCCGGAACGGCAAGAGGAACGGUCAGUGGAUGAAGAGAAAGACAACUGCGAAAGUAUGAAGACUGAUAUUUGGGAAAAAGUUGACUCCAAGUUGAGGUCUUAUAGCUUUGUAAGCUUCUCCGAAAAGUAUGACAAGGAUGACUUUGAGAACAAUCUUCUGUUCAAGGUAAGGAAUAGAGAUUUCAACUGCGAGAUUAUAAACUAUUAAAAAUUAGAAUUCUUACCUGUUUAUUUUCAGACAGCUGAUCCAACAAUUAUACAAAAGAUAUUCAAUUUUAAGGGAUUCUCUUAUUUGAAGGUGACUGAAGAUAAAGAUAACCAUGAAACAGGUAAAUUAAACCUUAGAAUCAUUCCAUGACCAAUCUUUGUUUAGUUUUCAAGCUGGUUUCUCAGCUCACGCCAACGUCCGAAUUCACGUAUGGCAUCAAGAGUGUGCCCGAUUUGGUGAUGGCUUUUGUAUUUUUAAACCGGCUUUUGGAGAACGUAGAUAAACAACUGAUAGUGGACAUUGAUGGAUACAGCAAGAAGAUCGACUGGUUUACAGCAGAAACUGCGAAAAAAGCGGGAAAAUUGUUGUCUGGUAAUCAAGUUUGACUUAAAAUAAUUGGUUUAUGAGAAGCAUCCGAGCCAGUACUUUCCAGAAUCCAACUCACCUAUUCCAUUUUUACUCAGUAUCACUGAAAAUGUCAAUGCGCUCGCUAUGGAGCAAUUUGCACCGUUUUUGAAGCAAAUUGGGAAAAACUUAAAGCGUGUAUCUUGCGGAGCGGAGAAUCUUUCAAUGCUCAAAGGAUUUCAAGUUGAUCAGCUCAACCUGAAUGCUCGGGACGACGAAAAAACUCCUAGUAAGUGCUAUACUGACUAACAGCGUACAUCAAAAAUUAUUUAGACAUCCAAGCUUUGCUGGAGGUCAAUGCCAAGGAAAUCGAGUGCCGUGCUCUGUCUGUGGCCGAGUUCUAUGAGAAAAGGUGAGAAGGCCAUGGUUGUAGACGAGGAACUAGCUUAAUACCGAAGUUGAAGCAGAUCCUCUACUUUCGAAUAGUUUGGCCACAAAAACUAAAAUUAAAAAAUUUUAACAAAAGUCCUAGUCGAAAAUUGCUACCAGGUUUAAUAGAAAAUAUGAGCAUUGAGACUAGAGGCUUCCCUUGUCAAAAAUGUUCUUACUAGACGUGCUAUAUAACGCUGAUUUAGCUAUCCACCUCAAUCCCGGACCGAAUCUCUGGAGUGCAAGAUCCCCUUGGAAAAUGAGAAGGCUGAUUUCAUCGAGAAAACGUUCAGCAAUAUUGCAAGAACCUUCCCCAACCUAAAAAACUGUGAUCUGUGUGAUUAUGUCUAUGUGACCAAGAAUACUGUAAGCCACACGAGAUCAAUAUAGAACACUGUUUAGGCUGUUGAAAAGACCGUUGAGUUAAUUGCGGCUAACGUCAACAAAGCGCUCGGCCGAACUUCGUAUUCGGCCGACAUCCGAGCCGAGAUUCUGAUCAGAUUUGAAGCCGGCAAUCAAUACGAAAAGGUGACAAAACUCUUGAUGAAAGCUUUGCCGGACUUUGAGACACGUGGGUAUCCUGAUGAUGCGGAUGGAUUUAUCAGCGGAACUUUUUGGCAUUCUACGGAGAAGAGGAAUUUUCACAUCGAGAUCUUCCAGGCAACAGAGGCUGGAGCUUUGGAUGACGCGUGA